Messenger RNA from Salvelinus namaycush (lake trout), 3767 nucleotides. RefSeq names its product rab3 GTPase-activating protein non-catalytic subunit-like. The transcript is spliced from 23 exons. NCBI's taxonomy places the organism in Eukaryota, Metazoa, Chordata, Actinopteri, Salmoniformes, Salmonidae. The record is from RefSeq and is a predicted model, not a curated record. Gene Ontology annotation, biological process: regulation of GTPase activity. Bases 1 to 3087 code for a protein of 1028 amino acids.
AUGGUCUGGCAGCGGGGGCAGGGGCAGUCUGGAGAGUUUGAGGUGUACCGGCGGCACCUCGGGCACCGGGCCAUGGAGGUGGGCACUGCCGCUACUUGCCCAACUCUUUCCUCCCUCUCGUGUCCCGCCCUCAGGUUUGGUCUCCCAGACUCGCGGCGUCACGGGGAGUUCAUCUGUCUGUCCCCCUGUAACACUCUGGCUGGGGUCACGGACGACUUCGGCAGGGUCACGCUGCUUGACGUGGGGAGAGGCAUAGCUAUCCGCAUGUGGAAGGGAUACCGGGAUGCCCAGCUGGGUUGGGUGCAGGUGUCUGAGGGGCGGGGCGAGCGCGACUCCUCGCCCUCUGCGCCCCUCCCUCGGCGCCACGCCCAGUUCCUGGUCAUCUAUGCACCCAGGAGAGGCAUCCUGGAGGUGUGGGGCACACAGCAGGGUCCCAGAGUAGGAGCCUUCACUGUAGGGAAACACUGCAGGUUGCUGUAUGCAGGGUACCGGCUGAUGGGGGUGAACAGUGUGACUAGUCAGGGCUGGCUGCUCCACACACAGCAAGUGUGUCUGUUUGACCCUGCUACUGGAGCACUACGCACUGUCACUGUCCCCUUCCAUCUGGCCCUCAGUGAUAAGAAGAGUGAGAGGGCGAAGGACAUGCACCUGCUGAAGAGACUGACCACACUACUGAAGAGCAGAGAGGUGGAACCAGAUAUCCUGGAGAGCGAGGCCCAGAGUGUACUGCUGGACAUCAAACACCCUGCCGUUAAGAAACAGGCCCUGGAGUCUUUGCUAGCCAAUAAGAAUGCUCCAGUCUCCUGUCUGACCAACAUCACCCGAGUCUUACUGGCCAGUCUCAAAGGGCAAGACCCUGAGGCGGUAGAUGAAGGGUUGUUCCAGUUGUCUUCCUCCCAACUGAAACUGCUGCAGCUCUACACAGACAUCCAACAGCUCCACUCUACUGGGGAGGCCACCACAGACACACACACUGAACCUACGGAGGUUGCAGGUAUAGAGGAGGAGCUGGCCCGUGUCUCCCCUACCCUGCAGCGCUACGCAGAACUCACGUCCGGCUCCCGCCCCUCCGUCUCUUUCGCCCAGGACUCCCCUGACGCAUCACUUCCUGUCCGGAGCUUCCUGUCCCAGAUGGAGUGUGAGGGAGAGGAGAUCAGAGUGGUGCCAGGGCCCAACGCAGAUUGGACACAGCUUGGGAGCUUUCUGUUCUGGGGCUGUCUGACAGGAGAGAGCCCUCUACAGAAAGUCUGUAACACACUGCAGAAGACCGGCAUCAGCCCACAGCAACUACUGUCUCUGCUGCUGAGUGUAUGGCUGCACAGAGAGAAGGAAGUAUUGAAAAAAACAGAGGCCGUCAGACACCUACACACACUGCUCACUGCCCUCAGCUCCAUGAAAGGUGCGGUGGAGGAGUCGUGGGACAUGCAGUGUGUCUCCCCCUGGUGGCAGCAGGUGCGUGCUGCAUGUGUCCAGUCCCACAGUUCUGCUGCCGCCCUGUUGGCUGCAAUAGUGGCUCACCGCGCUGCUAAGGCUAACAUCACCAUCCUGGCUGAAACCAAGUUCCAGCCAGAGUGGGAGGCGGUGUCGUUGGAACUGGAGCAGUGGGCGGUGUGUGUGAGACAGCUGGAGGACGUGUGGUCCCUGCAGACACUGCUGUGUGUGCCUCCUCCUCAGGGAACACCAGGGAGCGCCACACCACACUGCUCAGUCAAAGCCCUGCUGGAGGGGGGCCGAGGUGGUAUAGCAGACAGCGUGGCUAAGUGGGUGUUCAGGCAAGACUUGGCCCCUGAGCGGCUGAAGGACAUGCUGCAGAGGAGGGGGGAGGCCGAGAGCACGGAACAGCCCUCCCAGCCAGAGCAGGGGGAGGGAGAAAAGAGCCAGGAGGAUCCAGACUUCAACAGGGCAGCAGAGCUGCUGGUGUCUGUGUGUCAGCGUUUCCCAGACUCCCUCUCUCCUGACCUGCUGUUUGCCCACUGCUGCUGGGAGUACGUGGUGCAGUGGAACAAAGACCCAGAGGAGGGGAGAUAUCUUUGUUGGGCGGUGGAGCACCUGAAGCUAGUCUCAAGUCCUCACAUCCAGCUGGGCAUCUCUUCAAUGAUGUGGAACACGUUCAUCGUUAAAUGUUUCUCAGCUGCUGCUUUCCUUAUAGAGAAGGUGGGGAAGGCCCCUAAGGACCGCCUGUGUCGACGGGAUGUGGGAAUGGGAGACUGCGCCAUGACAUCAUUUCUGGGCUCCUGUGUUCAGCUGCUACAGAUUCUGAUGGAGGCAGACUCGGGGGUAGAAGAGGUGCCUCCUCCAGAGCUGUGUGUGGAGGAGGUGUGGGGGGGAGCAGAGGGACCUGCCUCCCUAGCAGAGCUAGCCCUGGAGCAGAAGGGAGUUCACUACCCCCUUGUACAACACCACUAUCUCCUGGCCUCUCUACUCCACACUGCUAUGACCUUCAGUCUCAGGAUCAAACCACUCAGCCUGUUCGACAGCAAGGGUAAGAAUGCCUUCUUUAGAGAGCUGUCGUCCAUCCAGCUGAUGCCCAGUGGAGACAUGGACCCUGGCCUGGUCUCCCUCAGACAGGAGUUCCUGCUCAGGGUGUUGACAGGCUGGGUGACGACCCAGAGGGAGGCGGUGGAGGGCCCUGGGUCUGGGUCAGGGGACAAGACGUGGCCUUCUCUGUGUCUGGACCUGGGACUCCUGCUGCAGGUCAACCCGGACCUCCUGCGCAGACAUCUGGUGUGUGAGCUGUACAACCAGGGCCUGGACCCCCGGGCAGAGCAGGUGAUGUUUGAGGUGGAGGAUAAGGACGUGUUGGGUUCCCAGCUGUUGGUUCUAACAGGCCAGAGGCUGAGCUACUCCCUGCUCCACACCCAGACCCAGACCCGACCCGCCAUGGAGCUGCUGGCACGCCUCCCCCCCACACUCUGCACCUGGCUCAAGGCUAUGGACCCCAGUGAGCUGGGGUGCCCGUCGGUGCCCCUGAGUCAGACCAGCAGGCUGGUGAGCCGCCUCAUAGAGAUCCUACCUGAGAACCACGGCCAGUACAGCCUGGCACUACACCUACUGGAGGCUGUGGAGGACCUGCAGAGAGAGGACUGAGAGAGGGGGAGGAGGACAGAGGACAGAGGGGGAGGAGGACAGAGAGGGGGAAGAGAGAAAGGACAGAGGGAGUAGAAGCGAGGGAACUAGAUGGCUUCUGUGCAUUUUUGUUCUUGCUAGCAUCCAAUAUAGGAGUGAGAGAGUGGUAGUGAACUGGUAUAUUACCUAUCAUGUACAGGAAGCAGAGGUACCCUGUUUUUGAGAGGCUUGUGCUCAGUUGAGAAGAAAAGGUUGAAUCUAAUUAAGUGUAAAUGAUAGAGAGGGGGUAGGAUGGGUUUUUAAUUUAAUCCAGUGCUCACUCAUCUUACUCCGAUUUCAAAUAACAUUGUAUUAGGUUGAUCAAUGUCCAAGCCUGUAUUUCAGAAUAGAAUAAGGGGGGCCUAGAUGGAGUUGGUUAAGUCCUGUCACUUUGUCUCCCAGCUAUACCUAGCAGCCCCUGUACUCUCCCUUUUAACAUACUUAACGACACACUCAAAAGGGGGUUGCAGGGUGUGUGCCAUAUGAUUGUUCAGUAAGCAUCCCUUCCUCAGCUGUCCCUCAGAUUAGUGAUGUAUGAUAAACAGACCUGUUAUUUAUACAUGCUGCAGUACUACUAGCUGUGCCUGUACCCACUGUACUGUUCUGUAGUUGUAAUCUAGACACUGGGGGCAGACAGCAGAAUAAAAAAAGUUAAAUGCUCA